GCGCUUUAUUCAAAAAAAAAACAAUCACGUAUAUACUCAAAUGAAAUCAAUUUGUAUUCAUCACACAUUAAAAAUGAACAGAAACAGGUUUCCAUGCAUCAUACUUCUUAUUCACUUCACAGUAUUGAUCUCAGCACUAAUUCCCAAACCAUAUGAAUACAAUCAAACUACAACAAUACUGUGUAAUAUCGAUGAAACGCUUCAAUUCAUACAUGACUACCAUUCAUGUUUCAUUCUAAUGGAAUCACUGAAACGAUUCUAUGAACAUUUAACAAUCAAUAACCCACCAUCGUUAGCAUCGAAUGACAUCGCCAGCUGUUUUAUAACAUCACUGUCUGUGGAUAUAGAGCAGUCGUGUGAUGAGACGGAAAACAAACUUUGGCCAUAUGAUAUGAUGGAUGAGUCAUGUAAGUAGGAUAUCCACUCACUCACUCACUUCAAUCUCCUGCUCAUUCCAACUCAUCUUUUGAUUUGCAGACAUGGUGAACAUAACUGAUGGGAUAAUAGAAAUAUCUUCACAAGAGAUAUGGGGUACACUACAUGCUCUAGAGACGAUUCUUCAACUUGUCUACAGAAUUUCUAAGAUCUUAUUUCUAUUGACACUGGGCUGCACACAAUUCCGUUUUCGACAGAAGGUGAUUUAUCAAGGUGUUGUCAAUGAUGUACCGAUAUUUACACAUCGUGGAAUUAUGAUCGACACUGCUAGACAUUUUCUGAGUAUUUCUGAAAUUGAGAAGAUGAUAGAUGCAAUGUCAAUGGUUAAAAUGAAUACUCUCCAUUGGCAUGUGACAGAUGAUGAAUCCUUUCCAUACAGCUUUUUCUCAUAUCCAGAACUCUCUACAUGGGGUUCUUAUGAUGAUAAAUCUACAGUUUAUCUACCAGAUGAAGUUAAUGCUUUGCUGGAGUAUGCACGUUUAAGAGGUGUACGUGUAAUACCAGAAUUUCAAACACCAGCUCAUACAAUGCGAUGGAACCUACUCAAUAUCCCAUUACUCACUAGAUGUUUUAAAGGCGAUGAACCAGAUUUUGCCUAUGGUCCUAUGAAUCCAACUGAAAAUAUCACUUAUACCUUUCUAUCGAGAAUUUUCAAUGAAGUGUUGACUGCAUUUCCCGACAGUAUGAUUCAUCUAGGUGGUAGUGAUGUAUCUUACGACUGUUGGAAAUCCAAUCCUUUCAUUCGGAACUUUAUGAAUGACAACGGAUAUGGGGAUGACUACACAAAACUGGAGAGUUAUUAUUUUCAACGACUUAUGACCACUAUUCUAGGCGCGAAUUCAUCAGAAUGGACAACAUCACCAAUUGUUUGGCAAGAUGUAUUCGAGAAUGGAUUUCGUGAAGAAACUCCUGUUGUGAUUCACUUGUAUAAACCUGAUUGGGCACAAAUAUUGGAUGAAGUGACAAAAACCGGAUAUAGAGCUAUAUUGAGUUCAUGCUGGGAUUUGAGUGCAGUGGAACCUGGUGAUGAUUGGAAGAAAGUUUAUGAAUGCGACUUAAUUUCAUUUGAAGCUACAGAUGAACAGUUAAGCUUAAUAAUCGGAGGAGAAGCUCUGUUGUGGGGUCAAUACAUUGAUGAUGCCAACCUAUUCACUGAAACAUGGCCAUUAGCUGCAGCUGUUGCCGAACGUUUAUGGUCUCAAGAACAAUCUGAAACAGAUGAAUUCGCUCAACGUCUACAUCAGCUUCGAUGUCAAAUGCUGAAGAGAGGAUGGCCUGCUCAAGUAAUAACUGGACCUGGAUUCUGUUACCCGUAACUAGAAAAACCAUUGGUAUCUUCAUAAUGAAUGCACUUGUUAUAUUCCGUGUGUUAUAUCAAUUUACUGACUAUUUUUCUGUCAACAUCACUAUCUUUAUUCUGUGUAGUAACUUUUAUAAUACAUCAUUUU
Molecule: messenger RNA, 1883 nt
Organism: Trichobilharzia regenti
Lineage: Eukaryota; Metazoa; Platyhelminthes; Trematoda; Strigeidida; Schistosomatidae
Source: the annotation of a GenBank genome assembly